Drosophila mojavensis is the source of this 4709-nucleotide messenger RNA. It is a transcript of the gene Dg, whose product is annotated as serine-rich adhesin for platelets. Gene Ontology annotation, molecular function: calcium ion binding; laminin binding. The coding region runs from base 731 to 4654 and encodes 1307 amino acids. The transcript has 14 exons. Gene Ontology annotation, cellular component: sarcolemma; dystrophin-associated glycoprotein complex; dystroglycan complex. Gene Ontology annotation, biological process: muscle attachment; axon guidance; morphogenesis of an epithelium. The record is from RefSeq and is a predicted model, not a curated record. Lineage: Eukaryota; Metazoa; Arthropoda; Insecta; Diptera; Drosophilidae.
CUGCGGUCACAUCGUCAUUCAAGUGCCGUCGUUUGCUCCAACAAUAAAACGCUUUGGAGCCGUGUGUUUUGUAUGUUGUUAUACUAGAAAAAGUGAAAAGCUCGCUCGCAAACCAUGUUAAGACUUGAACGCAUUUUAAUCAAUUAACGCGCCGCCUUAGUAAAUAUAUGGUGGCUUUUAAUUGUAGAGUCACAGUUCAAAGUUGUCAGUGAAAAACCCUACAUACCAUUCAUCAUAUUUAUAUAGGUGCGUGUGUACAUAUGUAUGUGUGUGAGUGCGCGUAUGCAAGUGCAGCUGCCGUUUGUAAGUAAAUUUUCGCGUGUGUGUGUGCGUACGUGCAUGUUGGAAACGCAAUUUUGGCAGCAGAUUCUUCAGCAGCUACAACAUCAGCAUCAUUAGAACACAAAAUUUAAGUGCAUUUUAUACAUGAAUGAUCGCAAAACUUAAAUAGAAUACUGUGUGCAGCGUGCCAGCAGAGAUGACGUAAACGACAACAACAACAACAACAACAACGAUAACAACGACAAAGAUAACAACCACAACAACAACAACAACAACGACGGCAGAAACGAGUCGAAUCGCUUCACUUUCCCCUCUGGCAUCUAAUCUCUGUAUCUCUGUAUCUGCAUCGAGCUGUCUUUUGGCAUUGUUAAGCAAAGCGAAACGAAAACGAAACUGAAAUCAUAUUCUAUAUAGAAGUCGGUCGUCUAUAUAGACUUAGCUGUUAGGCAUGAGGCCGUUGGUGUUAUCGCUGGAGUGCAAUCGAGCCGCAACGUUGCCAAUUUUAUUGCUUGCUUUGCUACUGGCGGCGGCUGCGAAUGCCGAACGGGAUUUCAAUGUGAAUGACUCACAGGUGCCGGUCAUAGAGCCGAAAGAGGCGCCCGCCUACAAGCAGGAGCCCUAUGUGACGGACCUAAUGCGCUGCCAGCAGGCACAGUCCGAGAUUGUGCUCUCGCUGCUGCUGCGCAAGCAGGAGUGGAGCGAGCUGAGCGUCGCCAAGCGCAUGCAUGUCCAGGCCAAGCUGGCCAAGUUCUUUGCCAUACCCAAGGAAUUCAUUACGCUGGAUUCGGUGACGAAGCGGGAGCUGGGCAACAUGCAUAAGCUGGCCAUGCGCAAGGGCGGCAAGGGUCAGAAGCAUGUGGACACUGCGAAUCGCCGGCUGGGACGUGCCAGCUUUAUGAUCGGCUGUGGUUCGAGUUACUUUAGCAUGGGUGAGCCCAUAGCCAAGCAGAUUGGACAUCAGAUCAAGGAUGGCACCAUAGGCGCACUGACGGAGGAGAACUUUGGAUUGUGGUUUAUUUGGCGCAAGGAAUUGAAGUCCAGAUCGCGGCGUAAGCGCAGUGAUGCAGAGGGUAGCGGCCUUGAAGAAGACUAUGACUAUGGAGAGGAUGACGAGGAGCAGACGCCUGAACUGGUUACGGUUUUGCCCACAUCGCAUGCACAUCGACAUCACCAUGGCGUGUCGGAGCAAGAGGAGAACGCUGGCUCCGUCUCUACAUCGUCGGCUUCAUCGUUGCCCGCGAACAAAUUGGACGAGGAAAUCGAAGAGAGCGUCUCCAAAUUGGAGUCGGUCAUUAGCAAGACCAUUGAGAACACGAAAAAUAUUAAGGAUCCGGUGCUCAGUGUCGACGAUGAGGUCGAUGACGUUGAGGAAGUUGAGCUGCCACAGCUGGGCUCCCAGACGCAGCAGCUGGGCGUACCCGCCGCGCCGGUGAUUGUGGAGCCUGAAAAUGAGCUUGGCAAUGAGCUGGAACUCAAGCCGAGCAUCGUCGAGCAGCAGCUGGAGCAGGAGCAGGAGCUGCCAUUAACCACAACCGCUACAGCUGGCAGCAGCUCCAUGGCAACGGUAAACGUUGCAGCUGAAGAUGCUGCCGACAACAACAACAACAACAACCAGGUUGACACUGCGGCCAACGCUGUUGAUGUAGCUGAGCACACUGCAACGAGCACCUCACAAACGACCACUAACCACAACAACAACAACAACAACAACAACAACAACAACAUGAACAUCAACAACAAUAACUUAACACCUGCUACACCAGGCACCUCUCUGCCAGCGUCGUCGUCCGCUCAUCCCCAACCGUCUGAAUCAUUUUCACCAUACGAUGCCAGCUCCACCAUGUCCCAGUCCAACCUUUACACAUCCUCAUCCCCAGCGAUUGCAGCCACAAUUGAAACUGUCGAAUCGUCUGCCCCCAGCAGCAGCACCGGCAGCAAUCCUGUUGCUCCUGUCAUCAUAACCUCCACCUCAGUUUCGUCGAGCACAGCAAGUGUCAUAGACUUUGAUAUGGCUAAUACUCUCACAACAAUAACAACAACCGAAACUUCGUUAUCAUCAUCAUCGUCAUCAACACCUUCAUCAUCGUACCCCACAACUUCAUCAUCGUCAUCAUCAACAACAAUUGCAACUAUGCCAACAACAACAACAACAACAGCAACAACAACAACUACAACACAAUCACAAACGCCAAAGACAAAUGCAAAUGUGCUUGAGCCAAGCACCUGGCUGACUACAACGGAUGUGGCUGAUGCGGAUGCGGAUGGGGAUGUGGCUGCCACCACAACGCCGCGUACAACGCUGGCCGAGAUCGAGUUGCUCGAAUUGGCCACCACGACGCACAGCACGCUUUCGAUUAGCCCUAAGGCAGCGGAUGCUGUGGACGCACUCGAAGCCGCCAGCAAUAGCAGCGUGCCCAAUCUGGCUAGCAAUGAGCUGGCAACAGCAGCGACGACACGACAGCCGCAGCUGGAGGCGGUGAGCACCUCGACGGAGGCCUCCACGGAUUAUGUGGAGCCACGGCAGGAGAACAGUGUGCCGAUCAUUAAAAUGCGCCUGCAGAAGCUGGCCGUGACGUCCGGCAAGGCAUUCAGUUUUAUUGUGCCCGAGGAAACGUUCUACGAUGCCGAGGAUCAGACCAAUCUGCGCCUGGAGCUGACCGAUAAGGAUGGCCACGAGCUGAAGCCCACAUCCUGGCUGCAAUUCAAUGCGGAUAAACGUGAACUCUACGGCAUCCCAUUGGAUGACACCGUGUCGCGUUGGCAGUAUCGUCUCUCGGCUACCGAUUCCGGCAAUUCCAGCGUUACGGAAACUGUGGAGAUUAGCGUGCAACAGCAUCGGGCGGUGCGCACCAUCAAUCACGAGAUCAGCAUCGCUGUGCGCAUCAAUGAGAAGCAUGGCAACAACAUUGACUGGCAGCUGAAGCUGAUCAGGGCUGUUGCCCACACGCUGGAGGAUGGCGGCAGCUCGGCGCUGGUGGUGCGCGAGAUACGGCAGACCCUGCAGGAGCCGCAGAGCGCAGUGUUUGUGUACUUCAAUGAGACGCUGCCCACCAGUGAAUGCCCCGAGGCGGAGUUGAAUGAGCUGGUGCGUCGCCUGGACGUGCAGCGUUUGAAUGAUCUGUUGCAGCCAUUGCUGAGCAUCAAGUCCAUAACGGGUCAGCUCAUUGGCACUUGCCAGAAGACAGAGUUAACCAAGAUAAAGCCCACCACUCAUAUGGCCAAGAACUUGCCGCCGAUGCCGCGCAACCAGGUGGAUCGAGUGAAUGCCUCCGUUGGCCAGCUGCUCGUGUAUAAGGUGCCCAGCGAUACCUUCUACGAUCCGAAUGAUAACGAGCUAACGCUCUCGCUGAAGACGAAGGACCACAAAGAGCUGAGCACACGCUACUGGCUGCAGUUCGACUCCAAGAAUCAGGAGUUCUAUGGCAUACCCAAGGGCGGCGACUUGGGCUCCGAGGAGUACCUGCUCGUUGCCGAGGACAGCGGCGGCCUCACUGCCAACGAUGCGCUCGUUGUCGUCGUCAAUAACAUGCCCAAAAGGGAGUACGCCAUACUCUAUAAGGCAUACCUGGCCAUACGCCACGAGAACUUCAAUGCGGAGCUGCAGCGUAAAUUUGUGGAGCGCAUUGCGAGGCUGCAUGGCGAUGCCAACACCAAUCAGAUUGUUGUGCGCUCGAUUACCACGCACCACGACUCCGACGGCACAAUUGUCAACUUCUACAAUGCCUCACUGUACAAGACGCACAAUCGCUGUCCCGACGCCGAAAUGGCUGCCACGCGCAGCAUCUAUCUGAACAGCGACAUGAUGCCAAGUGCCAGUGUCAAGAAGGCAUUGGGGCCGGAGCUGAAUCUAACCAACUUUACGGUUGUGCCCUCUGCCGCAUGCCAUCAUUCGGAGAAUAGCGACAUUACCCAGCACGAGUAUAUUCCACCGCGCAACAAGGAGCCGAGUCUGAAGCCCAGCUUCCCACAGGAAUAUCUAGCCACAUUUAUAUUGCCCGCCGUUAUUAUUGUGGUCAUGGUUCUGCUGGCCUCCAUCAUAGCCUGCUGUUUGCAUAGACGCCGUCAUAAGAGCGGCAAAAUGGAAUUAGGCGAUGAGGAGGAACGCAAGUCGUUCCGCACCAAGGGCAUACCCGUCAUCUUUCAGGACGAGCUCGAGGAGAAGCCCGAAAUAGGCAAUAAGAGCCCUGUUAUACUUAAGGACGAGAAGCCGCCGCUGUUGCCGCCCUCGUACAAUACCUCCAACAUGAAUGGCGACAACGAUGUGGAUGAGUAUGUGCCACCGCCGGCUGUGGUGCUCGGUGGACGCGAGGUGCGAGGGAAAUCACCGGCAACGCCCUCCUACCGCAAGCCACCGCCAUAUGUUUCGCCAUAAAUGAGGGAAACGGCAGCAGCAACAUCAGCAACAAUAAAAGCAGCAACAACAACAA